Leptinotarsa decemlineata (Colorado potato beetle) is the source of this 612-nucleotide messenger RNA. RefSeq names its product DNA-directed RNA polymerases I, II, and III subunit Rpb8 (gene Rpb8). Gene Ontology annotation, cellular component: RNA polymerase II, core complex; RNA polymerase I complex; RNA polymerase III complex. Gene Ontology annotation, biological process: DNA-templated transcription. NCBI's taxonomy places the organism in Eukaryota, Metazoa, Arthropoda, Insecta, Coleoptera, Chrysomelidae. The record is from RefSeq and is a predicted model, not a curated record.
GAUAACAUUUAUCAUUUUGUUUUCAAAUAAGCAAAAGGAGAAUAGUUUAGCCUAGUACUUUUAUUUAACAUAUUUUAGAAACAUAAAAAAGUGAAAAUGGCUGGUGUGUUGUUCGAAGAUAUUUUCAAUGUGAAAGACAUCGACCCAGAAGGCAAGAAAUUUGACAGAGUGAGCAGACUACAUUGCGAGAGCGAAUCAUUCAAAAUGGAUCUGAUUUUGGACAUCAACUCUUGGUUAUACCCCAUGGAGUUGGGUGACAAAUUUCGUUUAGUCUUGGCUACAACUCUUCGAGAAGAUGGGUACGCUGACGGUGGGGAUUGGAACCCCCAAGGACUGGAGAGCGAAGGAUCAAGGGCUGACAGUUUCGAAUACGUGAUGGCGGGCAAAGUAUACCGAAUCGAAGGGGAUGAAGCCGCCAACGAACCCUCCAGUAGGCUAGCUGCCUACGUAUCUUUCGGGGGUCUUCUCAUGAGGCUACAAGGGGAUGCCAAUAAUCUGCACAGCUUCGAAGUGGACCAGCAUAUGUAUUUACUGAUGAAGAAAAUUUUUAUGUAGUUACAGCAUGGAUGAACGUUAUUUAGGCUAAGUUUUAAUAAAAAUAUAUUUAAAUGA